AUCUUGACUUUGAAGCAUUUUUCUUUUUCUUCUACCAGAAGCGUACUAUAGUGUUACAGUGAAAUAGUAGCAGACAGAUGGAGAGUAAAGUUUUAUUUAAGAUUGCAUGAAUUUAAGGCAAAAUGGUGCAGACGCAUCAGCUUCCUCUUUCAUAUAUGCGCAGAGAGGAUUGGUUUAUUUUUGACGAGUGCUGGACUUCUGCUUUCAUUUUAGGAAUUUUUUUUCUGUGAUCCGAUCAACCGAUCUACAAGUUUCCUCAGAGAUGAAGGAUGAAUGUAGGAGUUUGAUGGCAGCUCUGUCUGUGAACGUGCUGACAGUCUACAUGUUCCUGAGUGUCUUCCUCCUUCCAGGAGUUUUGGCUCAAUGUGACCUUCUCAUCUCUGCACCAAAGAAGCUGGAAGCACUGACUGGAUCCUGUUUAUUGAUCCCAUGCAGCAUCAAAGCUGAACCAGAAAUAGACUUUUUAAACACACGAGAACCCUUUGGAGCUUGGAUUAAAGACACUAAGGAAUUUCUGAAUCCUAAAUAUUUUGAGAGAAGGAUGCGUGACCGCAGAGGUUUACUUUUUAUUACAGGGAAUUUAAAGCAGAAGAAUUGCACGGCCCUUAUAUCUAAUGUGACCACCGAACAUUCAAACACGUAUUAUUUUGGAAUCAUGCGUGGACCGGUUAGCCAUAAAGCUGAAUGUGAUCCCGUUGACAUCACAGUCAAAGAUUCUCCUCAGAGUCCCAGCAUUGAAAUCCCAGCUGAUCUGAAGGAGAAGACGUCUGUCUCCAUCACCUGCUCGGCUCCCACUCCCUGUCCUCACUCCCCUCCUGAACUCACCUGGAAUCUCCAAGCAGACUCUCAGAGACAAACGGAGACAAACACAGAUGGAAGCUUUACAACUAAAAUCCAGAAGAACAUCACUCUGUCAGACACUCAUGAUGGAUUCACCAUCAGAUGUUCUGCCAGAUAUCCUGUGAAUGAAGGACCACCAAAGACAGCAGAGACACUAAAGACUCUCAGUGUUUCAUAUACUAAGCAGUUCGGGGUCAUCUUUGCUUCGUUGAAGAUUCUGGGAGUCUUAAUGCUUUGUGCAGCAAUCAUCAUUUUUGAGUGUUGGUUUCAAUGCAGAUUCUCCAACAAACCUGAGAAGGACUCAAAAGAAGAAGUCUAUGAGAACAUAGUGAUGGAGACCCAAACAUCUGAAGACAUGGAGAGGCUGGGUUGAAGGGCGGUCUGUCAUUUGGCUAUUCCAGUGUAAAACUCCCAAGCUUGACAUACCUGUGUCAUUUUGGAUAAAAAUGUUUUCUCCAUGACAAAACACACAAACCAGGAAAUGUUUGUUCAUCUUAAAAAAUAAA
This is a messenger RNA of Oryzias melastigma (Indian medaka), 1346 nucleotides long. RefSeq names its product sialic acid-binding Ig-like lectin 5. The transcript has 7 exons. The record is from RefSeq and is a predicted model, not a curated record. NCBI's taxonomy places the organism in Eukaryota, Metazoa, Chordata, Actinopteri, Beloniformes, Adrianichthyidae. The coding region runs from base 263 to 1213 and encodes 316 amino acids.